CUCAUGGAUAUCCACUUACAAGUUCAACUUUACUUUCCUCUUCAUCAGUUUCAUCUCCUAUUCCAUUCACAUCUUCAUCAACUCUUCCACCUCAAGUAACGAUGGAUGUUGAGCUUCAUGUGGUUGCUGUAGACGGAACCACUGCUAAAUUAUCUUGGAGAAAGUUGGAACCGCGAGAAAAGUCACUCAUUGAUGGAAUCACAAUUAAAUACCGUUUAACCACUGAUCCAUUUGAUAAAUGGAUAACCACUCCAAUGAUUCAUCGUGAUGUCAAUGAAUACACUUUACGUGAUCUAAGGUCUGGCCUUUCUUAUGUGGUUGAUUUAAUUCUUAGGCCAGCGGAAAGCUUGCAAACUCAAUUACUUUCCGCUAAACCAGUUACGAUUGAGAUGCCAGCUCGUCCUAAUGAAUUUGAUUUUGUACCCUCAAUUGAUGUUUCCCCUGAAAGUUAUCGUACUAUGAUUAAGCUUCGUGGUCUUCCCAGGCCAACUGAUAAAUAUGUAAAUGUUGUUAAAGUUAAUUUCCGAGAAGCCAAUUCAGAAGGGUUGGAGAAUAAGAUGGUUCACAUGUUUAAAACUCCAUCUGAAGAUGGAACCGUAAUUGUCGAUGGAUUACGUCCAAAUAACCGUUAUAAGGCAUGGAUGGAUCUUUACCUUGCUAAUGGAGCAACUCUUUCAACAAAUACAGUAACAUUUAAUACAAAAGAAGAUCUUAAACCUGUAAUUAAUGAAAACAGAGACGAUGAUCCAUCAGCCAAUGAAGCUGAAGCUCUUAAGGAAAGUAGCAGCGGUGAAGCAAUUAAACCUUAUUAUAUUGCUUUGAUGAUCGUUGCCAUUUUUGCCAUUAUAACUGGAAUCGGAUUUGUGACUUUACUUUGUGUCUUAAUGAAAACUAAAACUUGUGCCAAAGCAGCAAUAACUCGAGCUCCGUCUGAAGCAGCUUAUGAUAAUCCCACUUAUAAGACUUACGAUGGUGAAAAGCCUGGAGAGGAACCAAUGAAAAAUGGAUCCGCGUAAAGAGCCGCAUCAAGCAAGAAAUUAUUUCAAUCUUCUUGUUUAAUCGACAAACAGGUCAUUUACUCUGAGUAAAUUUGAUCCAUUCAAUGUCGAAUUUUUGAUCACUGUUAAUCUAUUCAUCAUUAUGUCUACCAUUAUGGAUCUCUUAUUUCUUAAUUACUAUCGAAUUGUUCAUCAACAUCAUUCUUACCAUCAUCUUUAAUAGAACUGGGAAACACCAGAAAAACAUAAAUUCAACUCAUGCUGAAUAAGUCCAUAGUUAUCAACACAAUUUGAACAAUCAAACAAUUAUAACUAUCACAUUAUGUAUCAUUUUGAAAGACAAUCAUUGUCAUCUUCACCACCAACCUUUGAUUCCAAGUUUAUACUGUAUCACCUGUAAAACCGGUUUGAAUUUUUUUGCCAGAAAAGGAUAAAAAUCACAUUCGAACAACGAUACAGUAGAUAAAUACAGAUACGUUAUUCUCGCUUGAUUAAAGAAGCGUUGGAAUCUAACGUUGGCCUAUCCUGUGGGUAAUUCGCUACUUACAACGCCAUCAACAGGCAACCUUCUGCCUAUUUAUUUUUCAAAUCAUCUUAUUUUCGUUGUGUAUACUUAUUGUGUAAGGAAUGAGGAGAAUCUUAAAUUUGUCUCUUCUUCAUCACUAUUUUAGCGUUAAUCAAUUUUUAACUUGUUUUGUAUACAUUAACCAUCAUCAUCUUCAUCCCAUUCUCCUCAAUCUCAUCUGAUGUAUCUAACCUUAUUAAGGUUUCAAGUCUUUAAUUUUUAAAAAACCAACGAUUUGCUGGAUGCGCAACCACCACAAGUGCUUUACUUUUAUUUUCAGGUUCAGAAGAAAAUUAAUUUUACUUCUUAAUCCUGUCUCUUAAUUUCAAUUGUACCAAUAUUUUAUUUUAAAAUAGUUCUCCCCCUUUCAUAUUGUUAGUCCUUAACUUAAAUAACCGAUCUUCCAAAACCCAUUCUUUAUCCAUUCAAUUGAACUUGAGCAAAAAUUGUAUAUUUUUGCGCUAAUUAAUUUUAUCCCGAUACAAAUCCUGCCAUUUUUACAUUUUGAUAACAAAAAAUCUCAAAAAUAAGUUGUAUUUUUGUAAAUAAAAAUCAAAAAGAGUUACUCUUUUAUCUUAAUACUCUAAC
Molecule: messenger RNA, 2151 nt
Organism: Tetranychus urticae (two-spotted spider mite)
Lineage: Eukaryota; Metazoa; Arthropoda; Arachnida; Trombidiformes; Tetranychidae
Source: RefSeq, a predicted model, not a curated record